AUGUCGCACCGGAAAACCCAUGCCCUGCUAAGAGAUGAACAAAAGGCCCUAAGGGAGCUGAAAGCGGACACCGAAAUAGUUAUUCUACCUGCUGACGAAGGCCGGUCAACCGUUAUCCUCGACAAGGUGGACUACCGACGCAAAGCCCUCCUGCUCCUCAACGAUCGAGAGUCCUACAAAGUCAGCGACGCCGCCAGUCAAAAGUCCCUAGUGGCAAAGGUUAACAGAACUCUGGCUCGACUAAAAAAGGACAAGGUCAUCACCGUCAAAGACUGGUAUAUGGCAAAGCCCGCAGAAACCGCUAUGGCGAGAUUCCAUGGUCUCCCAAAAGUACACAAGCCAGAUGUUCCCCUCCGUCCUAUCGUCUCGCUCCGAGGCACACCCACAUACGGGCUUGCAAGCUGGCUAUUUCAGAAGCUAAGAUUCCUAACUGCAGGCUCACAAACAACGGUGCACUCAGCAGAACAAUUCCUUGACAAAAUAAGGGCAGUCACGAUCGAACCGAAUGAAAGGAUGGUGUCUUUUGACGUCGUCUCACUCUUCACGUCCAUACCACAGACCCUUGCGGUCGAAACGCUCAGAGACCUGCUACGUCAAAAUUACGACGGAGGCGAUGGCCAGCCCACAGCUCAGGAUCUCAUAGAACUCAUGGGGAACUGCCUCAAGACAUUCUUUACCUUCGAAGGGACCACAUACGAGCAGAUCAAGGGCACUCCAAUGGGUUCACCAAUCUCCGGACUCAUUGCCGAGGCGGUUCUACAAAAACUCGAGAGACGACUAUUCGAGGAGUACAAACCCAAGUUUUGGGCACGCUACGUUGUUGAUACCUUCGUGAUCAUAGACCAGGAUAAAAUCAACUACUAUGCGGAAGUACUGAACUCAAUCAUGCCCGAUCUACAGUUCACGAUGGAAGAGGAAGUCGAGGACAAACUUCCAUUCUUGGAUGUUCUCGUCUGUCGCCAACCAAAUGGCGAACUAGCGACGUCGGUCUACAGAAAACCGACGAACACGCUGCAAAUUCUCAGCUACAACAGCAACCACCCGCCACAACACAAACGAAGCUGUGUCCGCACGCUGUACCGACGGGUAGAAACUCAUUGCAGCACGCCAGCCGCCAAACUGAAUGAGAUAAAGCUCCUCCGAGAACUUUUCAGAGCCAAUGGCUAUCCACGGGCAUUCAUUGAACGAAGCCGGAGGCAGCCAAAGAAACGGAACGAGGAGCACAGUCAGCCAAACUCGUGGCGGAGCAUUCCGUACAUUAAAGGGGUCUCCGAAGUCGUGGCUCGAUCACUCGCGCCACUCGGAAUAGGUGUUGCCCACAGGCCUGACUCAACAAUCCGCCGGCAAGUGAUGCGGCCGAAAGAUCCGAUCCCUAAGCAGGAGAUGUCGGCCGUUGUCUACCGACUCCAAUGCAGCUGCGGAAGUUUCGACUACGUUGGGAAACCGGCCGACGGCUGCAAACGCGAAUGCACGAGCAUAAGUUGGCCGUGCGAAGGUUGGACCCAAAGUCGGAGGUAG
Messenger RNA from Spirometra erinaceieuropaei, 1518 nucleotides. The record is from the annotation of a GenBank genome assembly. Lineage: Eukaryota; Metazoa; Platyhelminthes; Cestoda; Diphyllobothriidea; Diphyllobothriidae.